Messenger RNA from Suncus etruscus (white-toothed pygmy shrew), 5168 nucleotides. RefSeq names its product Rho guanine nucleotide exchange factor 40 (gene ARHGEF40). The transcript has 24 exons. Bases 110 to 4663 code for a protein of 1517 amino acids. NCBI's taxonomy places the organism in Eukaryota, Metazoa, Chordata, Mammalia, Eulipotyphla, Soricidae. Gene Ontology annotation, molecular function: guanyl-nucleotide exchange factor activity. The record is from RefSeq and is a predicted model, not a curated record.
GAGCCGGAGCCGGAGCCGGAGCCGGCGCGGCGCGAGCGGCAGGAGGGAGGCGGCGGCGGGUCCCGCCCGCCUGCCCAGUUCCAGCGGCUGACGCGGCCCCCGCCGAGCCAUGGAGCCAGAGCCAGUGGAGGACUGUGUGCAGAGCACACUCGCUGCACUGUACCCACCCUUCGAGGCCACCGCGCCCACCCUGCUGGGCCAGGUGUUCCAGGUGGUGGAGAGGACCUAUCGGGAGGAUGCGCUGAGGUACACGCUGGACUUUUUGGUGCCUGCUAAGCACCUGCUUGCCAAGGUCCAGCAGGAAGCCUGUGCCCAGUACAGUGGUUUCCUCUUCUUCCAUGAAGGUUGGCCGCUCUGCCUGCACGAGCAGGUGGUGGUGCAGCUUGCAGCCCUGCCCUGGCAGCUGUUGCGCCCUGGAGACUUCUACCUACAAGUGGUGCCCUCUGCAGCCCAGGCGCCCCGCCUAGCAAUCAAGUGCCUGGCCCCAGGGGGUGGACGGGUGCAGGAGUUGCCUGUGCCCCAUGAAGCCUGUGCUUACCUGUUCACACCCGAGUGGCUCCAGGGCAUCAAUAAGGACAGGCCCACAGGUCGCCUCAGCACCUGUCUACUCUCUGCACCUUCAGGCAUUCAGCGACUGCCCUGGGCUGAGCUUGUCUGCCCUCGAUUUGUGCACAAAGGGGGCCUCAUGGUUGGACAUCGCCCAAGCACACUCCCCCCAGAACUGCCCUCCGGACCCCCAGGGCUUCCCAGCCCUCCCUUGGCUGAGGAGACCCUGGGCACGCGGAGCCCUGGGGAUGGACACAAUGCCCCUGCUGAAGGACCCGAGGGAGAGUAUGUGGAGCUACUGGAAGUGACCCUGCCCGUAAGGGGGAGUCCCCUGGACACUGAGAGCUCCUCAGGCCUCUCCAGGACCCGAACAGUGCCCACCCGCAAGGGUGCAGGAGGGAAGGGGCGCCACCGGAGACACCGGGCCUUGGUGAACCAGAAGGGGCUGGGGCCUCGGGAUCAGGAUGGAGCCCGCCCUCCAGGCGAGGGCAGCAGCACUGGUACCUCUCCUGGGUCUCCCCUUGGGGCAGAGGUUCUCCCUGAGGCUACAGUCCCAGAGGUAGCUGAGGUCUCUGCAGAAGUACUAGGGGAAGCCUCAGAAUCCUGCUUCCUAAGGCCAAGUGAGGUUGGGGGGGCAGCCCAGGGACCUGAAGGACCACCUGGCACCCCUCGACGGACAGGCAAAGGAAACAGAAGGAAGAAGCGGGCUGCAGGAAGAGGAGCAGCAGGAAGAGGAGGUGACAGUGUCCCACUGAGCCCUGGAGACAAGGAAUCUUGUCUUGAGACAGGCCCCCCGGAAUCUCCCUGCAGCCCGCCCUCAGCCAGCGAGCAGGGACCUGCCAGUGGCAGCCUUGUGAAGGAGGAGUCCAAAGAUUCCAGGAAAUCAGAGUUAGUAGAGUCCAAGGAGAAGUUGGGACCCACAGAUGACAAAGAACCUCAGCCCCUAGAACCCUGUGGGCCUCAAGGAGAGAGGGGCCUAGAGAGAGAGCAGGAGGAACUGAGCCUGGAGUACAUGGCCGGACCCACAGAGCCUGAGGAGCCUCUGUCUGAUUCCCCAGCACCUCCCCAGGAGACUGGGCAGGAAGUAAACAGGGACAGUAUCCCAGAAGAGGCCCCUUCAGCCUCUGUCUCUGAUGACCCUGAUAUCCCAUGGGAUAUGAUGGCUUCUGGAUUCUUUCUACUGACAGGCGGGGUGGACCAGAGUGGACGAGCCCUGCUGACCAUCACUCCACCGAUAUCCCCUGAGGAGCCCCCACCCUCCCCAGAUAUGCUGAGCACCACGCUGCAUUACCUCCAUUCACUGCUCAGGCCUGAUCUACAGAAAUUGGGGCUGUCCAUCCUGUUGGACCUUCGCAAAGCACCUCCACUGCCUCCAGCUCUUAUCUCUGUCCUGUGUCAGCUCCAGGAUGUGGGAGACCCUCCUCUAAUUCAACGACUGCUGCUUCUCACUUCAGAAGACCCCCCCAAGGAACUCCCUGAACUUCAGGGUGCUGAGUUGCUAUCAGAGAAUGAUCUGGAAAGAGUGAUUAACCCAGAGGAGCUGCAGAGGAACUUAGGAGGGCACUGGGACUCAUCUCCCAGUCACUGGGUAGAGACACACCAGGAAGUGGCAAGACUGUGCCGCCUGUGCCGUGGUGUGCUGGGUUCUGUGCAAACAGCCAUUGAGGAACUAGAGGGAGCUGCAGAGCUGGAGAGAGAGGAGACAGUCAGAAUACGUGACCCAUUGCAGAAGGUGCUGGAAGAUCCCCGGCUGACAGAGUUGCAGAGGGAUGGUGGUGCCAUCCUGAUGAGGCUGCGCUCCACUCACAGCAGCAGGCUGGAAGGGCCAGGCCCAGCCACACUGUAUCAGGAGGUGGAUGAAGCCAUUCACCAGCUCGUGCGUCUCUCCAACCUGCAUGUGCAGCAGCAGGAACAGCAGCAGCGUGUGCGUCGACUCCAGCAAGUGCUGCAGUGGCUCUCAGGCCCGGGGGAAGAACAGCUGGCAAGCUUCAUGGCUCCCGGGGACUCCUUGUCUGCCCUUCAGGAAACUGAACUGCGUUUCCGGGCUUUCAGUGCAGAGGUUCAGGAUCGCCUGGCCCAGGCCCAGGAGGCCUUAGCAUUGGAAGAGGAUGCCACUUCCCAGAAGGUUCUGGAUGUCUUUGAACAGCGUUUGGAGCAGGCUGAGAGUGGCCUCCAUCGGGCACUGAGGCUGCAGCGCUUCUUCCAGCAGGCACACGAAUGGGUCGACGAAGGUUCAGCGCGGCUCGCAGGUGCAGGGCCAGGCAGGGAGGCUGUGCUGGCCGCCCUGGCCUUACGUAGGGCCCCAGAGCCCAGCGCCGGUACCUUCCAGGAGAUGCGGGCCCUGGCCCUGGACUUGGGCAGCCCCGCGGCCCUGCGCGAGUGGGGGCACUGCCGAGCCCGUUGCCAGGAGCUGGAGAGGAAGAUUCAGCAACAGUUGGGCGAGGACUCGAGUCCCAGGGGCCACCGGCGAAGGCGAACAGACAGCUCCAGCAGUGGCGCCUCCCGGGGUCCUCAUAGCCCCACGCCCAGUCUCAGCUCCCUGCUCCUCCCCGGCAGCCCUGGGCCACGGGCAGCCCCCUCCCACAGCUCCCUGGCCCCCUGCGGGGAGGACUGUGAGGAGAACAGCCACCAGCUAGGCCCCGAGUGCGAGGGUCGACCUCCCAGGACUGUGCUGAUCCGAGGGCUGGAGGUUACGAGCACGGAGGUAGUGGACAGGACCUGCUCACCCCGGGAGCACGUACUGCUGGGCCGGGCCGACGGGCCCUGGGGAGUGGGCACCCCCCGGAUGGAGCGCAAGCGGAGCAUCAGUGCCCAGCAGCGUCUGGUGUCCGAGCUGAUUGCCUGUGAACAGGACUACGUGGCCACCUUAAACGAGCCAGUGCCAACCCCUGGGCCAGAGCUGACCCCAGAACUGCGGGGCACGUGGGCUGCCGCCCUAAAUGCCCGGGAGAAGCUCCGCAGCUUCCAUCGGACACACUUUCUGAAGGAGCUUCAGGGUUGUGCUACCCACCCACUGCGCAUCGGAGCGUGUUUCCUGCGCCACGGGGACCAGUUCAGUCUUUACGCCCAGUAUGUAAAGCACCGGCACAAACUGGAAAAUGGUCUGGCUGCACUUGGGCCCCCAACCAAGGGUAACCUGGAGGGCAGCCCUCACCUGCCCCGGGCACUACAGCAGCCUCUAGAGCAGCUGGCCCGGUAUGGUCGACUCCUCGAGGAGCUCCUAAGGGAAGUUGGACCUGAGCUGAAUUCUGAGCGGCAGGCCCUUGGAGCUGCCAUGCAGCUACUCCGGGAACAGGAGACCCGUGGCAGAGACCUGUUGGCUGUGGAGGCUGUGCGUGGGUGUGAGACAGAUCUGAAGGAGCAGGGCCAGCUCCUACAUCGAGACCCCUUCACAGUCAUUUGUGGCAGAAAAAAGUGCCUACGCCAUGUCUUUCUCUUUGAGCAUCUUCUCCUCUUCAGCAAGCUCAAGGGCUCUGAGGGAGGAUCAGAGAUCUUUGUUUACAAGCAGGCCUUCAAGACUGCUGACAUGGGGCUCACAGAAAAUAUCGGGGACAGCGGGCUCUGCUUUGAACUGUGGUUUCGGCGCCGGCGUGCACGAGAGGCAUACACUCUGCAGGCAACCUCACCAGAGAUCAAACUCAAGUGGACCAGCUCUAUUGCCCAGCUGCUAUGGAGACAGGCAGCCCACAACAAGGAGCUCCGAGUACAGCAGAUGGUCUCCAUGGGCAUUGGGAAUAAGCCCUUCCUGGAUAUUAAGGCUCUUGGGGAACGGACACUGAGUGCCCUGCUCACUGGAAGAGCCGCCAGAACCCGGGCCUCGGUGGCGGUGUCAUCCUUUGAGCAUGCCGGCCCCUCCCUUCCCGGCCUCUCACCGGGAGCCUGCUCCCUGCCCGCCCGCGUCGAGGAGGAGGCCUGGGAUCUGGACGUCAAGCAAAUUGCCCUGGCACCAGAAACACUUGACUCUUCUGGAGACGGGUCCCCAGGACCAAGAUACAGCCCCAGCCUGCAAAACCCCCAUCCUGGGAGCAGCACUCCCACCCUGGCCAGUGGAGGGAUCUUAGGUUUCUCCAGACAGAGCCAUGCCCGAGCCCUGAGUGACCCCACCACACCUCUGUGAGCUGGAAAAGAUCCAGAACUUGGCUUCAGCCCCUCUCAGCACACUUGGGACUGAGAUGGCAGUGGGACCUUCAGAGGACUGCAAAAGCAGUGAUUUCUCCCCAAGGCUUCCAGGAGAAGGCCUGAGUGCCUGCGUGUUCCCCCACUGCCACCCUCUCUCUCCCCAGCCACAGGCCUUUUGCAGGAACCAGUGGCCCACCUUGCUUGCCUUCAGACCUGCCUCUGGUCCUUCCCCAUCCUGACCCAGAAUAGGACUUCAUGUCAGCCCUUCUCCCCCCCCCCCCCCCCAUGCAGUGCUCUCUUCCAGCUCUCCCUAAGACGACUCAUCUCUGCCAGGUCAACUGUAGUUCCUGGUAUCUCCAUUCUGAGGUGUCAAGAGCAAACAGAGCUAUGCAAAAUAUUAUAGGAGGGUGGGGCAGGGAACUACAGACUUUAUAUAUGUAAUUACUGCUAUUGUUGUAUUAUUGUUAUAUUAAAUGUAUUUACUCAAACUUUGUCUCUGAAAA